Molecule: messenger RNA, 4132 nt
Organism: Nelumbo nucifera (sacred lotus)
Lineage: Eukaryota; Viridiplantae; Streptophyta; Magnoliopsida; Proteales; Nelumbonaceae
Product: Calcium-binding EF-hand family protein
Molecular function (GO): calcium ion binding
Source: RefSeq, a predicted model, not a curated record
CUUUGAAGUCCAUUUCCUGGUUCAGACUUCAUACGUAACGUAAAUUUUCAUUUUCUAGGUCUCACCCCUUUUCUCUUCUUCUUCAAUCUUCUCUCGCCAAAUCUUUGUUUCACCUUUCAUGGCGAAUUAUAACAUAUACACACAUGAAAGCUAUGCACCUUCUGCUUCUCCAAUGUGCUACGCUCAGCAAUACUCUUCUUCCCACCAGUCAUACGGACAGUCUUCCUCGUAUGGGUACUCUUCAGCUCUUGCUCCAAGCUAUGCUCCGUAUUUUCCACCGGGGACGCACCCGGACAUUAUUAGAAGUUUUCAGAUGAUCGAUAGGGACCGAAGUGGGUUUGUUGACAAGAAUGAGUUGCAGGAGGUGCUUUCUUGGGGUUAUCAGAAGUUCAGUCUCCGGACAAUUCGGUUGCUUAUGUUUCUUUUCAAGAAUCCUACCGAGCCUUCGAGGAUAGGGCCUGUUGAGUUUGCUGCCCUAUGGAAUUGUCUUGGGCAAUGGCGAGUCAUCUUUGAGAGAUUUGAUAGGGAUCGGAGUGGGAGAAUUGACUCAAUGGAACUAAGGGAUGCCCUGUAUAGUCUAGGAUAUGCUGUCCCACCUUCAGUUCUCCAAGCUCUGAUCUCUAAGUACGAUCGUGGAAGUGAACAGAAUGGACAAUUAAACUUUGACAGCUUUAUUGAGUGUGGGAUGAUUGUGAAGGGUUUGACUGAAAAGUUCAAGGAGAAAGAUCCACACUAUACUGGAGCAGCAACACUUACCUAUGAUACAUUCAUGGCAAUGAUCGUUCCAUUCCUUGUAUCAUAGACUGAGUUUUGUUUUGAUUCUAUUACAUUGUAUCAUCUAUUUUUUUUUGCAUGUUACAUUGUAUCAUUCUGUAUCAUGGAAUGUAUGUAUUUUAAUUUUUUCAUUGUUCAGUUUUGAAAGGUAUGCGAAUAAGACUCUUCAGGGGAGUGGAAUGGAGGAUGAUCUUAUGCAAAUGAAAGAGAACAUUUUUCAUUUUUCAAGAAACUUAAGUUUUGGAAUUGCAUAACUGGUCUUUCUGAGAACACAAAUAAAAUUGGUAAUUCAUGGGAUGCAGUUUCCUCAAAUUGCAUGCAUUGACGAAGGCUGGCUUCCAUAUUGUGUUUUAGUUGCCCAACUUGUCAAAAUGAAUGAAAGAUGCAACCUAUAUGUUUCAAAAUCUUUCAAAUUUUUUUUUUUCUAAUUUUUCUUUUUUUCUGGUAAACCGCAUCUUGUCCUGGUUUUAGGCUCAAUUUCUUGGUGUGAUGGUAAAUCAUGGGGGGUGAAAAGUAUGAGAACGCAGGCUUGAGCGUCAGAGUAGCCACUUUGUGCAGAAAAAAAGAAAACAAAACUUAGGUUAGGUCCACAUCUACUCCACCUUCUCAAGAACCUAGAUAUUUCUGACAAACAUUGGGCAAUGGCCAUUUUUAUAUAUUGUCCCUUUUUAGAGGCUAAGGUGCUUUUUUAGUUGACUUUGCCUGCCAGUGGGAUGAGUUUCAUGUUAGUUUGUUUCAGAAGCUCACCAAGUUAACCUGAUUACAUCAACUUUCCUAUUAUCGUUGACCAAAUUAGAACUUCAAAUAUUAGGAUUUUGGGUUCCCUAUUCUGCAGUUCUACCUUGUUCAGUAACACAGGUUGUCAAGUAUUCAAAUAUCCACAAGCGUCCAGCAUUUCCUGUUGAUAUGUGGUUGCACGGAGUUUAGCAUCCAUGACAUAACCAUGUAAUUCUCUUCUAUCCACUUAGCAUGUGAAACAUUUGAACAACAUUGCCAGUAAUGUAUCCCGAUAUUUCAUGUCUUCUUAUGUACAUUUGAAUGGAUUUGCUAUGCCCUCUCUAAAUAAUUUGUUUCAUUGAGUCUACUUGUAAUCACUGUGGGUGAUAGGGUUCUCUACAAUUCCCAAAGGAGCAACCCCAGAUUUCAAAAUUCUGCUUCGAAUCAGUUCCAAGGGGAUCAUUGAUUCAAAUUCAAGUCCAUAUAUGCCUUUAGGGGUCUCCUAUUAUCAGUUCUCUUGACUUAUAGUCAAGGCUACAGUAAUCUCCUAGGGUUCCACCAACCCUUACACAGAAGGAAGAGGAGAAACAUAGGCCACUCCUACCAGCAGCCCCCAAAUGCCCAAAAUCUAUUGCAAAUAUAAAGGGCAUCAAAAUAAACUUAAAAGUCCUUGAUCACCAAUCCUAGUACAAGUUCUUGACCUCCAAUUAAAUUGUAGUUCAAGUCUUUCUGGGAGACAUAUCUUCAAUAAGAAACUCUCCAAAAUCCUUCACAAACCAGGUGAUUUGAUCUAGUAAUCACCAGUCUCUUAAAUCCCCAUAGACAGUACUGUUAAUCUUAGUAUAUGGGUCUUAUAUGCAAAAGGAGGUGAAACCUUCUCUGGUACCAAGAUGUCUUGUAUGUCGUUCAGAUAAUCAAUAAAAAACAGUAAUUUGAGUAGAAGAAAGUGCAGAAAAUAAUAGGGAAGAAGAAGAUGAAUAGGGAAAGAAAAGAGAAGAAAAUAGUUAUGGGAGAACUUCUUGGGGUGUGUGCAGCCCCCUUUAUUGCUGUAUAUAUCAUGGGAAUGGACAGAAAUACCCCUGUCCACAGAGUACAUAGUAACUUAGAUGGGACACGGCUUAGCUGGUCCCAAGCCCAGAAAAAGGAGGAUAAGGCACUGAACAGAACUGAAUGGCCAAACAGGAUUCAUGUAGCAGACCCAUAUAGAUGGGACACGGAUUAGAUGGAGAUGAAACUUGAAAGUCCCGGACAGGUACUAUCUCCCUAUUUUUGAUGGAGAUGAAAGUCCCUGGAGUAACUCUGCCUCUCUGAGCUUAUUCUUACACUGCUGGUCCCAAGCCUAGAAAAAGGAGGAUAAGGCACUGAACAGAACUGAAUGGCGAAACAGGAUUCAUGUAGCAGACCCCAUAUAGAUGGGACAAGGCUUAGAUGGUAUGAAAAUCCCCGGAGUUUGUGACUAUGAAAAUGAUGAGAAUAAGGUCAUUAUCUUAUAGUAUCAUUACUUCUAUAAUAAAUGGAGUUCGUGACUAUGGAAAUGAUGAGAAUAAGGUUAUUAUCUUAGUAUCAUAAAUUCUAUGAUAAAUGUUACUAGAUGGAUACUUAUGGAUGUAACUGACGGGUAAAUGACACGUCUGUCAGAUAGAGGAAUCAGUAGAAGUGUAGUUCAAGUGUCUCAUCCUUCAGAAAUCAAAAUGUCUCUUUUCCUUUUCCUAAUGCCAUCUCCUACUUACGAGGUCUAUCCUUUAAUCUAGCGUUUGCCCUCCUCUGUUAACUGUUUUGUUCUCUCCAUCGUUAAUUUUGUUGAUCAGAUAUAUCACCUAAUUAUGAAUUUUGUUUAAGAGGGGAACUGAUCCUGCUCCCAUGACUUCCACAGAAGCCAUCUUAAGAACUAAUGGUAAGAACAGUUAUGCUUGAUGCAAUUACAAACCUUCCUUUCAGUUGAAUUUUCUUUGUUUAUUGAAGCGUCUCAUCUGGUCUUCCCCUUUGGCUUGUUUCUGAUUUGUGUUUCUGUAGGAUUCAGCGAGCCCAGAUCAAAGCAGCUGUUGUAAGCAUGAUGAAGGAUGAUGUGGGCAAGUCAUUGUCACCUUGUCAACAAGCUGCAGGCCGCCCUCUUUACUCCUUAUCCAUUUCUACGCUCCACGUCCAUAGGAGAUAAGGCUCUCCUGAACAUCGAAUUCAAUAGAAAAGGCUCUUCUUUUAAUAUCCUAAUACAAGUGGACUGGGUUCUUUCUCAGAUCCUCACUCAAGUCAGGAUUUGAUCAUCCAUCACUAUCUAGUUAUAUUGGAUAUGCGGGAAUUUCUGCCACUAGCAACACUGACGCCUUUUUUUUGUGAAAAAGAUCCAGCUAUGCCGUCGUAACAGUGAAGCCACUUCACCCUCUUUGGCCAAAAUGGUGUAGGAUCCAACCAGAGAGAAAGCUACUGUAAUAGUAAUGGAGGUGACAUUUUCUUUUCAUGGUUCGUCCCGUUGUGUGGAAACUGAAGCAAGUAAUGCAUCAAUCAAGUAGCUCGAUAUAAUUGGGGGCAGUGAGCACUGUUAGUUUGUACUGCAUUCAAAGUAGAAUUUUGGAAGAGAAAAUCAAUUGUUCCUGAAUAUUAUAAAUCUGUUUCAAACAGACGCCUCUCAAGUCUCAAUAUUCAA